AUGGCGAGCAACCUCCAAGUGAUCUCGCACCGCCUCGACAGCCUCCCGAUCCGCGGCUUCCUCGGCGUCUCGGGCUACUACUGGGGCCUCCUCCUCAAGACGGGUGUCGGCUGGGCGAUGGACUCGAUGGACACGUUCCUCUUCACGUACGCCAUUAGCCACUGGUCCAAGGACAUUGUCAACUAUGACAUUGCGACCAUGACGAUGACGCCGCUCAGCGGUCGCCAGAAGGGCCUCCUCGGCUCGGCGGCGUUUGCCGGCUCGCUCUGCGGUGCCAUCAUGUUCGGCCAGAUGGCCGACCACUAUGGCCGCAAGCCCAUGUUUAUGGCGACGCUCCUCGUCUUCCUCGUUGCGACGCUCAUCUGCGGUGCCGCCGACAGCUACGGCAUGAUGCUCUCGUUCCGCUUCAUUGCCGGCUUUGGUCUGGGUGGUGAGCUACCCGUCGCCGCCGCCUUGGUGCAGGAGCUCACGCCAACGGCCGUGCGCGGUCGCAUCAUCGUCCUCCUCGAGUCGUUUUGGUCGAUCGGCUGCAUGAUUGCCGUGCUUCUCGCGAUCGAGCUCACCAAGCACGUCUCGUGGCGCACGGUCUUUUACAUCUCUGCGAUUCCGGCCGUCUACGCCGUCGCCGAUCCG
Molecule: messenger RNA, 633 nt
Organism: Saprolegnia parasitica CBS 223.65
Lineage: Eukaryota; Oomycota; Saprolegniomycetes; Saprolegniales; Saprolegniaceae
Exons: 1
Biological process (GO): carboxylic acid transport; transmembrane transport
Cellular component (GO): plasma membrane
Molecular function (GO): carboxylic acid transmembrane transporter activity
Source: RefSeq, a predicted model, not a curated record